This is a messenger RNA of Ochotona curzoniae (black-lipped pika), 672 nucleotides long. RefSeq names its product glutathione S-transferase alpha I-like. The transcript is spliced from 6 exons. Gene Ontology annotation, cellular component: cytosol; extracellular exosome. Gene Ontology annotation, molecular function: glutathione transferase activity. The record is from RefSeq and is a predicted model, not a curated record. The coding region runs from base 1 to 672 and encodes 223 amino acids. Gene Ontology annotation, biological process: glutathione metabolic process; xenobiotic metabolic process. Lineage: Eukaryota; Metazoa; Chordata; Mammalia; Lagomorpha; Ochotonidae.
AUGGCAAGAAAGACCCUGCUUCACUACAACAACGGAAGAGGCAGGAUGGAGUCCAUCCGCUGGCUCUUGGCUGCUGCUGGAGAAGAGUUUGAUGAGAAAUUUAUAGAAAGUGCAGAAGAUUUGAGCAAGUUAAGAAAUGAUGGAGUAUUGAUGUUCCAGCAAGUGCCCAUGGUUGAGAUUGAUGGGAUGAAGCUGGUGCAGUCCAGAGCCAUUCUCAACUACAUUGCCAGCAAACACAACCUGUACGGGAAAGAUAUAAAAGAAAGAGCUCUGAUUGAUAUGUACUCAGAGGGCAUUGCCGACUUGUAUGAGAUGGUCAUGCUUUUGCCACUGUGUCCUCCAGAUCAGAAAGGUGCCAAGGUUGACUUCAUCAAAGAGAAAAUCAAAACUCGUUACUUCCCUGCCUUUGAAAAAGUGUUGAAGAGCCAUGGGCAAGAUUACCUGGUUGGCAACAGGCUGAGCAAGGCUGACAUUCUCCUGGUGGAGCUGCUCUACAAUGUGGAGGAGGUGGACCCUAGCGCCAUCGCCAGCUUCCCUCUGCUGAAGGCCCUCAAGACCAGAGUCAGCAGCCUCCCCACCGUGAAGAAGUUCCUGCAGCCUGGCAGCCAGAGGAAGCCUCUUUUGGAUGAGAAAAAUUUAGAAAAAAUAAAGAAGAUUUAUGGUCUACCUUAA